UGCACGGAGUGCCAUACGCAUUUCUCUCUUCAUCUUCUUCAUCUGGAAGUUCAAAUGGAGAAGUGCAAGCCCUGGCUUGUGCGCUGCUGUAUUUUGCUUUUUGUGAUGUGCACAGUUGGUCUCAUCUGCGUCUGCAUAGCCUCGUUUGUUGGCGGGGGGUGUUCCAGCAGCAGUUUUAAACGUGCGGCUGUGGCUGCUGACUCGCAAAUCUGCUCCGAGAUUGGCAAGAACACGCUUCUGCAGGGGGGCUCAGCAGUAGAUGGCGCCAUUGCAGCUCUUCUGUGCACGUCUGUGAUCAAUCCUCAGAGCAUGGGCAUUGGGGGGGGCUCCAUAUUCACUAUUAGAAAUAAAAGAGGCAACGUAACAGUUUACAACUUCAGAGAAACUGUCCCACAGUCUUUCAAGACUAACCUGUUAAGCGACUGUCCCACUACGUUCAAACUUUCUACAGGCAGCCAGUGGAUUGGCGUUCCUGGAGAGCUGCGGGGCUAUGAGACCGUUCAUAAACACUAUGGAAGGCUGCCCUGGGCCACGCUGUUUGAGCCAACGAUCAAACUGGCCAGGGAGGGCAUCCCCAUGCCAGCCUAUCUGGCAAACCUCCUGAGCUUAAGCCUUGUGAAAGAGCACGUGGAGAAGUCAUCUCUGUGCAAAGUUCUCUGCAAUGUGAACAAAACUGUCCUGGGCAGAGGGGAUGUCCUGAGGUUUCCUAAACUUGCAGAAACCAUGAAAACCAUUGCAGAAGAAGGAGCAGAUGCCUUCUACACUGGCAAGAUAGGACGUGACUUAAUCCAAGACAUAGAAGCGGCAGGUGGGACUUUGAAAAAGGAGGAUCUGGAGUCUUUCCACGUGCAAGUGGACAAUGCAUGGACGGUUCCUUUGGGAGAUACUCAAAUGCACAUUCCUCCACCACCUGCUGGGGGGCCGCUGCUUGCUUUCAUCCUAAAACUCAUGAAAGGGUUCUCGCUGACUUCAAACUCACUGGUUGAUGACAAGAAGAUUCAGCUGUAUCAUCAUUAUAUAGAGGCAGCUAAAUUUGCAAAUGGCCAAAAGAGAAGCAUUCAGGAUCCUAUCUUUAAUAAAAGAAAGAGUGCUGACCACUUGAUUGAUCCCUCUUUUAUUGAUGACAUCAGAAAGCUGAUUACUUCCAACCACACCCAUGAAAACUCUUACUAUAACAACAUCAAGCCUUCCUCUGAUCACACGGGAACAACACACGUUGCUGUCCUGGAUGAAGAUGGAUUGGCGGUCUCUGCUACCAGCACUAUAAACCAAUUGUUUGGAGGAACAAUUUACUCUCCCCAGACUGGCAUCAUCCUCAACAAUGAGCUCGCUGACUUUUGUGGAAGAACAGAAACACUGAGGGCAGGUGAACGCCCCCCCUCCUCAAUGACUCCGGCCAUACUGGAGUCAAGGUCUGGAGGGUUGCUUGUGAUUGGUGGAUCAGGAGGAAGCAUGAUUACCACAGCAGUGGCAAUGUCCAUAAUGAAUCGCCUCUGGUUGGGAAUGAACAUACGAGAUGCCAUUGCUGCUCCUAUAAUCUUUGUAGAUUCAAAGAACAAUGUGAAUUUUGAACAUGGUUUUGACAAGUCUGUGAUAGGUGGUCUUAGACGACUUGGACACAAAGUUGGAAACUGGAGAUACUUUUUAAAUGUGGUCAACGCGGUGGAAAAGAAGAAUGGCUGUAUUGAGGCUGUGUCAGACAGCAGGAAGCUGGGAAAGUCGGCUGGAUACUGAUCCUGAUAACGGCUAACCUUCCACUGAAAACUGUGUUUAUGACUGACUGAACCUGUGGCCUUAGACAUUAAGUCUGCUCUGAAUAUUUUUGUCCAUCAUAAUAAUUUGCACCAAAAUAAUCGCUGGGAUUGGGUUGAAUAUUGUUGAAUGAAACGUGUGGCCAGAUUUUGAGAUGAUCUAAUCCAGACUGUUUUAACAAUUUAGUUUGGAGGUAAAAUUGCAUGUGAUGAACAGCACAUUUCCAUCCACUACUGUUAUGUCAGAAGCUAGAAAAAGGCAAAUCACAGCAAAUAUCUGCCUUUAAUUCAUUCUUCAGCCAAAUGCCAUUAAAGUAUUGCAGAUGAAGAGUAAAGUCAUGAUUUAAUAUAUGUGACACAUUAUUUCGGUUAUGUUUUACUCUCUUUCAUCACAUAAACCUGUCCACCUUGCAAGUGUCCAAAAGUUUUCUGUCACAAUUUAACAUUGUGACAGAAUUGUGACCCGAAUUUCUCUAAUACACCACAAAUAUUAUCUAUAUUUGUACCUGAAUACUGCAAGCAUGUGUACGAGUACAACUGUUCUUUUGACCAUAGAAACAUAAAAAUAGUCACAUCCAACUAAAAUGUCAGCUAUUUUUAAGAUUACUGGAUGAUACAAGAAACUAUGAGGUCUGAACUCCUGACCAACGUAUACUGUGUGCCUAUCAAGUGUAGCAAAAACCGUGAAUAUUGUAUUUUUUGACUGAACUGAGAGUUUUUGUUGGAUCAGGUGGCACGCCAUCGGCUGCUUCAACUUUUACUGUAAUUUGGGGUAUUUUACUGUAUAUGAGAGAACUUUGUUUUGUUCCAGUUUGUUUCAGUCCAUAUCUUGAACCCAGUAUGAUCUAAAAAUAUAUUUUCACAACGACAAAAUGUCAUUUUUUUAAAUUUCAGCAGGGUUUUUUUUAUGUUUACGGUAUAAUUUCAAAUGUUUACAAUUAACUGUGAAUAUUACUGUUUUACAAUA
Cololabis saira (Pacific saury) is the source of this 2718-nucleotide messenger RNA. It is a transcript of the gene ggt5b, whose product is annotated as gamma-glutamyltransferase 5b. The record is from RefSeq and is a predicted model, not a curated record. Gene Ontology annotation, molecular function: glutathione gamma-glutamate hydrolase; leukotriene-C(4) hydrolase activity. The transcript has 12 exons. The coding region runs from base 55 to 1734 and encodes 559 amino acids. Gene Ontology annotation, biological process: leukotriene D4 biosynthetic process; glutathione catabolic process; inflammatory response. NCBI's taxonomy places the organism in Eukaryota, Metazoa, Chordata, Actinopteri, Beloniformes, Belonidae. Gene Ontology annotation, cellular component: plasma membrane.